Messenger RNA from Poecile atricapillus (Black-capped chickadee), 7316 nucleotides. RefSeq names its product glycogen synthase kinase 3 beta (gene GSK3B). Lineage: Eukaryota; Metazoa; Chordata; Aves; Passeriformes; Paridae. Gene Ontology annotation, cellular component: beta-catenin destruction complex; cytosol; axon. Gene Ontology annotation, molecular function: protein serine/threonine kinase activity; tau-protein kinase activity; ATP binding. The record is from RefSeq and is a predicted model, not a curated record. The coding region runs from base 297 to 1559 and encodes 420 amino acids. Gene Ontology annotation, biological process: insulin receptor signaling pathway; protein phosphorylation; regulation of neuron projection development. The transcript has 11 exons.
GGACCCACCGGCGCGGUCGGGAAGGAUGGUCGUGUGAGGAGCGGGCGGCGUGAGGAGGAGCAGGAGGAAGCAGGAGAAGAAGCAGCAGCACCAGCCGCCGGGCGACAGAGACCGAGAGGGGAGGGGGCUUCCCCGGGGGGGGAAGGGGGGGUCCCGGCGUUUCAUGUGGCGCGUCCCACCCGUCUCCUGCAGCUGAGCGAGCGAGGGAGCGGCAGGCGGGCCCGCCGGGGCGAGGCGGAGGGCGAAGGCAGGAAGAGGAGAGAGGUGAUCGCCGUUGGGGCAGAGCGGGAGAGACCAUGUCCGGGCGGCCCAGGACCACCUCCUUCGCGGAGAGCUGCAAGCCGGUGCAGCAGCCCUCGGCCUUCGGCAGCAUGAAAGUCAGCCGAGACAAAGAUGGCAGCAAGGUAACUACAGUAGUGGCAACUCCUGGACAAGGUCCGGACCGACCACAAGAAGUCAGCUACACAGACACCAAGGUGAUUGGAAAUGGAUCUUUUGGUGUUGUGUAUCAAGCCAAACUCUGUGAUUCAGGAGAGCUUGUGGCCAUUAAGAAAGUCCUGCAGGAUAAAAGAUUUAAGAACAGAGAGCUCCAGAUUAUGAGAAAGUUGGAUCAUUGUAACAUUGUCCGAUUGCGUUAUUUCUUCUACUCUAGUGGAGAGAAGAAAGAUGAGGUGUACCUCAACUUGGUGCUGGACUAUGUUCCUGAAACAGUAUACAGAGUUGCCAGACAUUAUAGUCGGGCCAAACAGACACUCCCUAUGAUUUAUGUCAAGUUGUACAUGUAUCAGCUGUUCCGGAGUUUAGCCUAUAUCCAUUCCUUUGGGAUCUGCCACCGGGAUAUAAAACCACAGAACCUCUUGCUGGACCCUGAUACAGCUGUUCUAAAACUCUGUGACUUCGGAAGUGCAAAACAGCUGGUUCGUGGAGAACCCAACGUGUCGUACAUCUGCUCUCGGUACUACAGGGCACCAGAGUUGAUCUUUGGAGCCACCGAUUAUACCUCCAGUAUAGAUGUGUGGUCAGCAGGCUGUGUAUUGGCUGAACUGUUACUAGGACAACCGAUCUUUCCAGGUGACAGUGGUGUGGAUCAGUUGGUGGAAAUAAUCAAGGUUCUGGGAACGCCUACAAGGGAGCAAAUUAGAGAAAUGAAUCCAAACUAUACUGAAUUCAAAUUUCCUCAGAUUAAGGCACAUCCAUGGACUAAGGUCUUCCGGCCCCGCACUCCCCCCGAAGCAAUUGCGCUAUGUAGCCGUCUGCUGGAGUACACCCCCACCGCCCGCCUGACUCCCCUGGAGGCCUGCGCGCACUCCUUCUUCGAUGAACUACGGGACCCAAAUGUCAAGUUACCAAACGGGCGAGAUAAACCUGCACUCUUCAAUUUCACCACUCAAGAACUGUCAAGUAACCCAUCUCUGGCUUCGAUCCUCAUCCCUGCUCAUGCCCGGAACCAAGCAGCUGCUUCAACCCCUACAAAUGCUACAGCGGCCUCAGAUGUUAACGCAGGAGAACGAGUUCAGACCAAUAGUGUAGCUACAGCAUCAGCCUCCAACUCCACCUGAACCAGUACCAAGCAGCCAGCUGCACAGGAAAAAUCACCAGUAAUUUGAGUCUUGCUCAGCAACACUGGUCACAUUUGGAAAGAAAAUUAAAAAGAGGAAAAAAAAAAAAUCCAACAAAACAACAAACCAACCAACCUGUUCAUUUUAGUGUUCAAUUUUUUAUUAUUAUUAUUGUUGUUCUUAUUUAACCUUGUAAAAUAUCUAUAAAUACAAACCAGUUUCAUUGUAUUCUCACUCUGCAGGGUGUCCGGGGCAGGGGACUAGGUGGGGGGAGGAGGGAAAGCGGAGCAAUACAACACACCAAUGUCUCCCCUCGACAAUCUCUUCAUGUUGGAAGUUUGCUGUUGUGUACUUCAGAACCAGGACUCUUGCCUCAUACCCCCUCCCACAACAGAAAGAAGGAAAAAAAAAAAACAAAUCCCAAACCUCAUUCUCUGCUGAAGUUCUAUUUUUUUUUUUUUACCCUCUUUUUUUAUUUUCUUUUUAAGUGAAGUUUCGGACUUUGAUGUAGUGCACAGCUUGAAUUUGGUCGGGAGCUUAGCAGGGGUCAUUCAACAGAGCUCAGCGUUUCUUGUCAGCAAAUCCAUAUCCCAGGUUAUCUGAAGAACUGCCCUGGCUCGGCACCCGGAGCAGGCGACGUGGUAGGAAAAUAGGUUGCCAUGGGGGGGGGGGGGGGGGUUUGCCCUGUGUCUAAGGCUUGAACGGCUAGCGGAAGCCUUUCAUUUUAAAAAUCAGUGCUAGUGAUGAGGAAAUCUGCAGCUUCAUGUGGGAAAAGUCUUGCCCGAGUGGGUGAUAUAUAAUAUAAUACACACACAUGCACGAACAGCAGCGGUCGGCUCUGCCAGGGCAUCCCCUUUGCCCAGCUGGAGCUCCUGUUUCCGUGUCUCGGGCCGGCUCCCAGCUUCAGCAGAGAAGAGCGGACGAACAAAAUCCUCAGCAGGGGCAGGGGCCCAGCUGGUGGAUGGAUGUUAAGGGACUUCUUGGGAAGUGGCCACUGUGAAAGUGUGUUUGGUUGGGUUUUUUCUCUCCCCACCCCUCCUUGGCUCUUGAUUUGAACAGGCUUCCCUUUCCUAAGGUGCAUACAGGAAAAGGACACCAGGGUUUAUAAUGUGAACUGUAACAGGCUACUGGUUUAUUCUGUAAUACUUUUUUUUAACUGCAGUUUUAACUUGCAGGAUGCCACAUUCUCUGAUAGUUCUGAUUUUAAAUUCACAGCUAGAAUCUGUAUUUAAUUUUCCUCUUUUUUAACCUCUUGCCUUUUUUUUUUUAAAUCUCUAUUUAUUGAUGCAUAUUGCCACGUCGCCAUUAUGUUUUUACAUUGGUAGAAUAUUAAAAUACACAUCCGAAUGCUCUUGAUGGUGAUUUGUACCUGCUGACUUGUAGGAAAGCUGGCUCUAUAUGAGUGUGUGUGUAUAUAUAUUAUAUAAAUAUAUACAUGUAUACAUAGAUACAAUACUGCUUUUUUUAUUUUGUCUACGAUCUCGAAUCAGUCUGACUGAAGCGUGAGGUGAAUGCUUGUUCUAGUCCAUCAGUUCAGGGUCCAGGUUUCCUCCCUGCGACGGCGUGUGGUGCGAGCAUCCACGUCUCUCUUCCUGAAGUCAAAGCAAUAUUCCUUGCGAAAGGGUCAGGUGAGCGGCCGGAUGCAGCCCCGGCGCGGAAACGAGACUUUUGGAGACCUGAUCUUGUGGUAGGCUUGCGGUUGGUGUCCGCUCCAGCCUUAUCCUUCUUCAGAGAAACUGUAGUCGCCUUUGGUGCUUACCGAGCCGUUCCUCGACCUGCGGAUCUCUAAGGCAAGCAGUUGCUUUUCGGGAACACGCGGAACCUUCGUGUGGCCCGGGGGGAACCGGCAGUAGCGGCUUUGGAAGCUCGGCCGCCGCAGGGGCGGCAGGGGCUUGGUCACGAGCUCGGUGUGUUUCUUCUUGUACCUUUUAUGCUGUUGACGUGGGAUUUUUUUUGGAAACUCUUAGCAGCCCCGGAACUGAUAAAAGCUCUGCCCUCUCCCUCCUGCCUGGCACGCGGUGGGCUUGGGGAUGCAGGAGCUGAUUGAAGAGGUGAGUGACCACCUACCGUGAAACCGAUAAACCCUCAUGUUAUACCCCUCGGCGAUUUGCUGUUGGGCACACACACACAAAAAAAAAAAAAAAAGGUUUUAAAGCUUUCUUGCAUUCUGGCUGGCUGCAAAGGAAAGCACACCCACGUUGAGAAACAGAUGGCUUUCCAAAUCCUUACCUGCAACUUAAUAGAAAGGGCUGAAGAGCGUCUUAACGCAUGCGCUCGGCUAGUCAGUGUCCUGAAAGGUAAGUGAAGGGGCUUGGUUGACCCAGUGAUCCAAAUCCACGCAGGAGACUCAAAAAGUAGGACAGUGGCAGGGUAUGGAUCUGCUGUAUAGACAAGACUGCUGAAGCAUUGGCCACAGGCGCUGUUAUUUGGAGGCAGUAAAUUACAGAGUCUUUAAAAAAAAAAAAAGUAAUAAAAAUAUCAAAGAAAAAAUUGCUGCUUGUGCCAGGACAUGUGGCUUUUCUUUCUCAUUUUUUUGUUAAAGACUGGCGGAGGGGAGUCAGAGCGUUUCUCUCUGGUUUUGUGACUGUGCCGGCGUCUGUGUGUGUCUCGUGUGUGUGUUAGGCGGGGGGGAGGGUCAGGGGUGCCCCUCUGGUUUUAUUUCUGUUUUCAAGGAUCAUAGCAGGAUCACACACUCUUUUAUACAAGUUAGAUCCAGGUCUUUGAACAACCUUUUUUUGUAAAUAAUUAAAAAAAAAAAAAAGAAAAAAAAAAACACAGAAAAAGUAACAACAAAAAACAAAGCUCCUCACCAAAUUCAAGCUUGUACAUUAUUAUUUUUGGUUGUUUUUGAAUUUUUGAGUUUUAUUGUUUUGUAUGUAAAUAUGUGGACCCAGGAACUGUUAUUAAUGAGCAAAAAGUUACCGUUCAGGGCAGUGAUUCUGUUUAAUAAUCAGACAAAAUGUAGACGAGCUUUUUAAAGCCAUAUAGUUUUAACUCUGUACAGUAGGUACCGGCCUGUAUUAUUGUAACAAUAACUCUAGCGAUGUAUAGUGUAUCUAUAUAGUUUGGAGUGCCUUCGCUUCCAUGAUUUUUUGAAUUUUAUUUCCCUUUUAUUUUUUUCUCCUCCUUCUUUAUUAACAAUGUCUCCCACCCCAAACCCGCAUCUUUGCUCCCCCUCCCCGCCCCGCUUUCUAACUCUUUGAGUGCUGUAAGGUUUCGGUGAUACCCUGAUCAGUAGCAGAACGAAAAGAAACCGUCUCCACCGUCAUUUACUUCAUUGGAGCCGUGGCUUUGUUCUGGGAGUCUCCAAGGUGCCCGCCCUGCCCUUCUCCUCCCGCUAGCAGCAGCCGAUUUCAUCGGACCCUUGCCCUAGCAGCCCAUUUAGAUUUUGCUUGUCUCUCCCCUCAAUCCUGCGCCCAGGAGCGGCUGGGCAGCAGCAGCUUCCAGGAGGCUCGGCCUUUCCCACCCUCCCUGCAGCUGGGCCGGGGGCAGCGGCGAGCGGAAAGGGCCCCCAGGGAGGGAAAUGCCCACAUCCCGCAGGGUUGCUGCGCUGCGGUGGGAGUGGGGGCAUCGCUGUAGGAGACUGCGGUGGUUUUUUCUGCCGGGAGGACUUUCUGUUCCCUUUCUUCUCCCUAUUUUUCCCCCACAUCCUUCCUCGAAGUCACUUUUGUUUUCUUGAGAUAAGUUUAACAUGACUCUUAAUUUCUUGUGCCCAGCACGAAGGCCUUGUUUCUAAAACUAGUUUGCUUGUGUUUUACUACCUUGUUAGUAUUCCACAUAAGAUUGUCUUGAAUGGGAAAACACGUAACUCUUUACCAAACCAAAGGUUGCUGUUUUAUUUCAAAGCAUCUCGUGUUCAUUCCAGUGAAGCAGAGGCUGCACUUUCUUUCUGGUGACACGAAGGUCAGUGAUGCCAAGCUGUUGGCGACAGUCUGCUCAGAGCUGUCCCUCUCUUCUUUUACACUCUUUCAGGCUUCUUUUUUAACCCAGUGUGGUCUUGAUGUGUCCUUUACGUCAGCCCUGCCGUAGUGGGUCCCUGAGCCGGGCUGGAUCACAGUCUGUCAUUUCCGAUGGAUGCUCAAUCAAGACGCUGGUGUUCUUUACUAUUAAACUUAUCUACCUUGCUAGGGAAAAAGAAAAAAAAAUUACCUGCAAAAGAAAAUUGACUGGUAGAAGACCCCUGAACACUCUGUCCCCUUAUUUCGAAGCCAAGCUUUACCUAAAAUAAUGGCAGGUGCCUGCAACUUGCAACCUAAAAUUCCCCCUCCCCCAGUUUUCAGUACUUGGAAAAGCAGAAGUCAAGCAGCCUGUCAGACUCGUACUCCUGUACUAGGAACCUCAGCCACCGCAGAGACAAAGGAAAAGCCGAUGAGGAAAAGCACAGUAGGGUAUUCGGUCCGGGCUCUGCCUUCCAGAGACUGCCAGCGGGUACCCCUGGGGUGGCAGCUGAUUUCCACGGGGCUCUCGGCCGCUUCUGGUCGUAGUUGGCUUCGUUUUGCAACACUGCAAUAAUGGCAAAACGACAGGAAAGGAAAACAGUACCUAAGGGGUUAGCUCGAGAAAAGUAGCUUCCUUGUGUUGGUCUUUCUCAAUUUAUUUUUAAUAUAUAUAUAUAAAAUAUAUUUAUAUAUAUAUAAUUUGCUUGCCUGUAAAAUUUGCGUUCAUUAAUGUGUUGCUGAUGGAUCACUUGGGCCUGUACACACCAAUUAGCGUGACCACUUCCAUCUUAAAAACAGAAAUCUAAAUAUAUAUAUAUUAAGGACUGUGGGUUGUAUACAAACUAUUGCAUACACUUGUGCAAAUCUGUCUUGAUUUAAAGGAAAAGCAAAACCUGUAUAACAUUAUUACUACUUGAAUGCCUCUGUGACUGAUUUUUUUUUUUUUUUUCAUUUUAAAUAUAAACUUUUUUUGUGGAAAGUAUGCUUAAUGUUUUAUUAUUUCCCCCUCCCCAUUCCCCUUGUAAAUACGUUUUGUUCUGUGUGACUCGGUUCGGAAAUAGUUAACUGGUACUGUAAUUUGCAUUAAAUAAAAAGUAGGUUAGCCUGGAAAUGAAAUUUAAAAAAUACCAAGUGUGUGGUCUUUAUUUCAAAAAAUUGCCCUAUUCUUCCCUCCUCCUCUCUCCCUUCUCUGACCCUUGUUCCUCACCCUCAUGCCUCUUUCCACUCUGUGAGAAUAGGUGGACGUGAAUCUUUGUAAUAAUAAAGAAAAAACUCCAGAAAUGAGCAUGUUUUCUUAAAUGAGCUGUGUUAUUCCAUGCUAUUUUUAAAGAAAUGCCAGCUUGUCUAUGAUACCGUUUGAUUUGAUGGAGAGAGGAACCCUGGGACAUAAAUAUUUCAAAUUGAAACAAACCAAUCUUCCUUUACCGUCCACCUAUAGAUACAAACUUAAGAACCUGUGUAAACUGCUGGCUUUGAAUCCUGCACUCAUGGUUGUUUGGGUUGUUUUUUUUUUAAUCAUUGGAUCCCAUUAGUAAUGUUAUUUGGUGGUGAUCUGUAAAGUUUGUCGAGACCACGUCCAGUGGACCGUUCCUCCAGCAAAUCAGCACGUAGCUAUCUCUGAGUUGGGUUUCCGGUACUGGAUAAUGUAUGUAUUAAACAUGACAUGUCUAUUAGCGCAAAAAGAAAAAAGAAAAAAAAAAAAAAUAAAAAUCCUUUUUUGGGCUGGCUGACCUGGCCGAAUCCAUUCUGUCGCUAUCCUAAAGGCUAGAUGCGAGGUCAUGUGACUGCUGCUUCAAUAAAAACAAAUUUAUAUUGCAAA